This is a messenger RNA of Chironomus riparius, 1453 nucleotides long. NCBI's taxonomy places the organism in Eukaryota, Metazoa, Arthropoda, Insecta, Diptera, Chironomidae. The record is from the annotation of a GenBank genome assembly.
AAAGAAGUCAAUAAGUUAAGAAUGGAUAUUUCUAAGAAAAAUGUGGAUGAAGAAAAUAUAAAGCUUUUAGAAAGAAAUUCUGAUGAAUGGUGGGAUGCAAGUAAUGUCUUACAUUCCAUGAAUUUAUUGAGAGUUCCAUUCAUCAUUGACAGUCUUAUCAGCACUGGGAUGAUAAAACUUAAAGAUAGGAACAAACCAGAUGUCUUGAAAGGACUUAAAAUUCUGGAUGUUGGAUGUGGAGCUGGAAUUCUAUCAGAAGCGUUAGCUAAAUUAAAGGCAAAAGUGACAGGAUUGGAACCAGCACCAAAACUCAUUGAAGUAGCUAAAGAUCAUCUCCAAGGACAAUCACUUGAUAUUAAAUAUUUACCAGAGCUUAUUGAAGACUUUGCAAUAAACAAUUCUGAGAAAUUUGAUGCAGUUGUGGCCAGUGAAGUUGUUGAGCAUGUUCCAGAUAAAUUAUCACUUCUUAUUGGAAUGGCAAAAUGUGUUAAACCAAAAGGAAGCAUAAUAAUCACAACCCCUAAUAGAUCUAUUGUGUCAUGGAUAGCAACAGAAUUAGCUGUAUUAUUUAAAGUCUUUCCAAAAGGCACUCACGAUUGGAACCAAUUUAUAACACCAUCAGAAGUGAGUGAAAUAUUAAGGAAUGAAGAUUGUAGGACAUCCUUAGUGCGUGGUAUUUGGUACACUCCAAUACUUGAUAAAUUCAAUUUUAUACCAUAUCAAGGAAUACAUUAUGCACUGCAUGCAGUCAAAGAAGAUUAUAAGAAAGAGAAGUGAACUGAGUUGUGUGUGAUGCAAUUAUUCUUUGACAUUUCUGCAUCUUCUAUAAAUAUAAAUUAAGUUUAUUCGUUUAUUCAGCAAACUAGUUUUAAAAUAAUUUUUUCGGGGAAUUUUUACGGACAAGAUUUAUUUUAUUUGUGCUAAAGUUCCUGCAACUUUAUUUUGGUUGGGUGUAAAAACAGACAAGGUGUGAAUAUUGAUAUGCAGUAGAACAGACUUCGUUAUUUGUUUUGUAUUUUAUGAAUGAAUAUUUUUUUUCUGGAAGUAGCAUUUAAUGUCCAAAACAUGAAUGAAGACAUGACAAAUGUCAAUAGAGUGCAAAUAUGAUGAAAACAGCAGGUAACACAUUCAAAGCAGGUAAAUUUUGGAUUCUUACACGUUCUGACUUUUACAGAGCAAUGAAGAAGAUUUACAAAUGGGGGUCGUUCAUAAGUGAUGUAUAUUUUUGUUUUGAUGGGGCUAAAAGUAUAUUAAAAUGUCAUUCAGUUUUUUAAAUUUAUGAAAAAAUAAUUUUAUAAUUGACAUAAUUUAAGAACAUCCCCAAAACCAAAUUUAUGCUUAAAAGCAUUUUACGAUGAUGUCUUGUUUUGUGCCACCACAGGAUUAUCAUAUAAAUUGUCAUGUAUUUUAAAGUGAAAAGAAAUAAAAAAUGUUUUAGAUAUAUCUUAAUUAU